This is a messenger RNA of Nematostella vectensis (starlet sea anemone), 6867 nucleotides long. RefSeq names its product apical junction molecule. Lineage: Eukaryota; Metazoa; Cnidaria; Anthozoa; Actiniaria; Edwardsiidae. The record is from RefSeq and is a predicted model, not a curated record. The transcript is spliced from 17 exons. Bases 40 to 4665 code for a protein of 1541 amino acids.
CAACAGAGCCAGUCCGUAUACUUGGUUGAAUAAUGAGGCAUGCUAUGUCAUGAAAGUGUUGUGCUCUCAUCAGUUUUUUCAAUGUUCUCUCCUCUUGCAAGAGGAACUGCUUAUUCUGAUGGUGGGAUAAGACUUGAGAAAGAUUUUGAAAACCAGUACAUCGAAGACCAACUUCUCCCUCAGCUGUUUCUCAAGUCAAAUAAUCAGGCUAGCAGGUCAUGUUCAUUUGAUUCUGCUAGCAAUGGACAGAUUCUUUUACCAAAAACUUUUGUCACCCGUAAGGGUGCAUUGCUCCUGUUCACACCCUCCGAAGAGUUGUUAAUAGAUGAUGAUGAUGUACCAAAGAAGCCACCCAAUGUAUAUGAUGAUGGCCUCAAGCUUGGGACUGUUGGCAACCUUGCUAGCUCUGUUCUAGAGUUUGGAAAAGAGGAGGAGCGAGCAUGGGAGGGUGUACCCAGCACCCCUACCAAUCAAGGGCCACAUCCUAUCACAGACAGGAAGAACUUCUUGCGAUUCCUUCACUACCUUGACUCACAGUGCUUGACAGCAGACAAGUAUGCUCAACCAGGCUGCGACCCAGACUUCUACCUUGAGGAACUUAGAAACAAGUCAGGGGCACAGGGUUCCCAGCGCAGAUUCGGUGCAAAUACACCUUACUCAACUCGUACCUACAGCAGCUUUCUCGAAGAUGACGACAUGUCUGAUAUUGUUCGAGAAUAUGUUCGGUAUAGCCGACUGCACGCCGAACCAUCUACGACAACUCACGACGAUCAGAGAAAAGAAUAUGACGAUGAUGCACAGGAUGCCGAAUAUGACGAAUAUCCCGCGGGUAAAACCCAGUCAAGAUACCCUCACCGAUCUGUAUCUUUGACACCAAGUCAUGGUCACCAUGGAAAGGCCAACCAAAGCUGGAGACAGGAGUUCUACGUACACGAUGACUCAGGUCAUGGUCACCAUGGAAACGAUGACUCAUUCAGGCCCAGGACUGCUCCGCUGCCUCCUGCCCCUGAAUCCCCAAGGGCCAACCCGCGUAUCACUAGUGGUAGAGCUCCACCAAAACGACCUUUGGGUUCCACACCGGAUAACCUGGACGGCAUUCUGCAUGCUGACGUGGGUCUAGGGCGCUAUCAGCGAAAAGGUCCACCUCCCCGCCUCAAGUUCUCGCGGAACUCCUCUCCAGCGCUUUUUCCAGCAUCCUCCAUGUGCGAAAAUUCCUCGCUCUCAUUUUACCCGGCAUCCUCUCGUGGUGGAUCCCCAGACUAUGACGUCAUGCCACGAUACGAGACGCCAGGAGCCAGGUCGGAGGACUGGGGCCGAGCAGCUGACGUCAUAAAAGAAGUAGACGAGUAUUCCCAGGUCUCUAGCCGACGGGAUACAAGCCGGCCAGUCAGCGCUGUCUCCUGUAUAAGCCACCCAUCAAGCCACGGGAAGCAGACCAGUAGGCGAGACUCAUAUGAUGGUGGCGAGGAAGAUGCGCGCAUGCGGUGCGAUGUGUCAGCGGUUAGUGGCAGUUUAUCCAGCGUGUCGGGACACCCCCAGAGCAUAUCGGGAAAGUCUUACGCCCGCAGUUUCUCCCGGGGGUCACGUGACUUAUCGGAAGUGACAUCUAAACGCCCGAACUCAGCUAUUUUGUCCAAAGGCGAAAGGGAACCCAGAGCGCGAGUAAAAUCUGCCCCAUCAGACAGUCAACACAAGCAACCCAGCAUUUUAACUCGUCCCUCAUCGGCGGCUCAACGUGAGACUAGGACUGUAGGUAGCCCCAGUCCCUCGACCAAGACCGAAAUCAGUGAUAGUAGAAGGGCUUGGCCAGCUCCUGCACAAUACUAUGCUGAUUCACGGUGUGUAUCAUGGACGCAAGAUUCUAAGCCCCCUUCUUCGGCCUGCAGUGCUGUUUCACAUCAGACAGUGCGUGCUCAAAGCGGAAGCCAAAAGUCGCAGCGUAAACAGUCAGCGGUAGCCUCCAGAGCAAAUAGUCAAAGUUCUUUAGCCGAGGGGGCUGGGGAUCCAAGCGCAUUUCAGGCUGUGGCAGGGGACGUGGACGGUACCUUGGCAACGCUUGGAAGCGAAGUUGAUAUGUAUGACGUGGAAUUCCAUCCUCGUGACCAGCCCCUCGAGGAGAGCGGCUCAGAUUUGGCGGAUGAAGACUGGGAUAACAAGGCUGAUGCUUACUGGCCAAAAGAAGUCGCGGAGAGACUGGAAGAGAGUGGAGACGAGGCUGGCUAUGGAAGCGCUGCAGAGGAGGUAGCAAUCGACCUUCCGGCUACCCCAAGUCUUGCAGGCUCAGGAUUUUUCCAACUCAACGCCCAUUGGACUCCAGUACCCGCAGAUGACUCGUUAGAAGAACCCGUACGUGUACCGUCGGAGACUGGGGCGACGGGGUUCCAGUCUCGCUCACCCUCGCCCACACGUCUGCUCGUCCCAGGCCCUGCACCUGAUGCUGAUGCUGAGGAUGACGAUUCUGUGUUGUCAGCGGACAUCGCCAUCAACUGGCCUCCAAAUACGCCAUCAUCGCCUCCACCUCUUACACAAGAGCCCAAAAUGCCAGCGGACUCACUUCAAGUGACAGGCGCGAGGCCGAUGAGCUCACUGUCUAUCUAUCAGGAAAAUAUAGAAAUCGAAAAGUCUCGUCCUCAGUCUCCAUUAACUGAGGAAGAGAAGCAAAAGCCAGUCUCGGUUGGGGAGGCUGUUGAGAGAUACCUGGAGACUGGGCGGGAGCCUCAAAUCCGAUCCAGGUCUGCGCGAAGUAGAAGAACAUCGGAGACUGGCGACGAGGUUAAUGUAGAAGAACCAUCAAAACCGGCAAAGCAGCUUAAGAACUUGUAUCCAAAACCGGCUGCUCCUGAAAUACAAGUUAACCAGCUUAAGGAAAGCGCUUCCAAGAAAACUGACUCAGCCCCAAGUAAAACAAAAACAGGGGUAGAGAAAACUCAAGAAAAUAUUGAACCUUAUAAGGUAUCUAAAGAUGUCCCCAAGAUGGCGGAAAUCACGGACCCUUUUGAAAAUAAACUGAAAAAUGAGUCACGGGAUGCGAUGAGCUUGAAUCUGGGGAGAAGUCCCCCGAAACCAUCACAGCGUACAGACGCAGAAAGCGAGAAACGCAGAGAGUAUGUCAAUAGCCUUCUCAUCAAGUCUGAGCCCCAGGUCGCGCGCGGUCAUCUCGAGCUGGAAAGAGUUGGUAAAGAGGGUGGCGUGACAAGCGAGGCAGCCUCUGUUAGCAUCAUGUCACGUCCCGCGGAGCAGUCUGGGAAGAAAGAGGUCAAGAAAAAUGAUCUGUCGGAUUUGGCGUCUCUUGUAAGCAGGAAUAAGCCUAGCGCAAAGGAAAAAGAAAAGAAAGAUACCAAAAAGAAAAAGACACAAAAAUCAGCCAAGAAAAAGGAAAUCACGGUCGACCCGAACAACAUCGAUCUUCACGUGUUCACCUCUCCAGACAUGAUAGAACACAUGGAUGACGAGCUGAAAGCAUUUAUACAACAGGAAAAGGGACUUGUUCCGGACGCCGGACAGACCAGUGAGUCGGCAGCAGUGCAGACGAUGGAGAUGGCUCAAGUGGCGCCAAAGGUGGCACCGGCAAAGAAAGAUGCUUACUCGCCGUCCAAGCCAAAGAAGCCAACGAAGCAGGAGCUGGCGAAAAAGCGUGCAGAUGCGCGCAAAGCCGAGAAAAAGAGAAAGGAGCAAGAGAAGAAGAGAAAGGAGGAGGAAAAGAGGAUUAGAGACGAGGAGCUGAGGCUAUUGAAGGAAAGGGAGGAAGAACAAGCUCUUGCCCGCGCGCAGGCUGAAGCCAAACAGCAAGCGAUCGAAGAAGAAAAGGCCAAAAGGCUGCAAGACGAAGACCAAGCGCGCAGAGAAGAAGAACAAGCACAGGAGAAGCUCAAGGACGCCAAGCGCAAAGCUCGGGAAGAGCGCGAGUCUCGUCGAGCGGCCGAGGCCGAGAGGAGACGCCUUGAGGUUCAGAAGAAACGAGAAGAGAAGAAAAAACGAGAAGAGGAGAUGCGCGAGAAGGAGAAAGAAAUGGAACAGAACAAGAUUGACCAGGAGAAGAGGAAGCAGGAGUUGAUGGAGUCCAGGAGGUUUCAGGAGGAGCAAGAUCGCUUGGAGGAGGAGCGAAGACUCGAGGAAGAGAGACUCCGUCAGCUUGAGGAAGAGGACGAGCAGCGGAGACUCGAGGAGGAGCAGAUUCGCGAGGCAGAGGAGGAGUUGAGACGACUUCAAGAGGAGAGGGAGUAUCGCGAGCAGAUGCGGAAGAUCGCCGAGGCCAGGGAACGCAAGCUGCAGGAAGAAGAGGAAGAACGCCGGCGACAGGAAGAGGAGCAAUUACGCGCGAUAGAAGAAGAGAGGCGACGCUUGCAAGAAGAGGAAGAACGAAAACUUCGCGAGGAGCAAAAACGCGUGGAAAUGGCGCGAAGGCUCGAGGUCGUAGCACGCAUGCGCGCAGCCCAGGAGGCGGCACGGCGCAAGACGACGUUGCUAAGGCGACGAGAGGAAAACAUGGAUCGUAUGCGCCACCUUAGGUCCACCCGGCAAGAGCAGUCACUAACGAGGCCUUAUACAUUCACAUAUUAUGUACAGGUGCCCAGGCAAGUAUGGGAGCUACCCCUUGGAUUCAAUAAACAGAAAAAGGGUGGAUUUAGACCAGCUAAGAAGAAAACGCAGCCAAAACAGGCGUAACCGGCGUAGCGCAGUUAAGAGAUUCUGUCUUAAAGAAGCAUCUCGUUAAACCAACCGAGGAAACAUGUAAAGAUGCGAAAAAAUGUUUCACUGAUUGGCUUUAAUAAUUAUAAGGGUGGACGUAUAACCUCCUAAAAAGAGACGGUAGCUAAACCUCAGACUAUAUCAGAUUAUACAAUUUAGAUAUAGUUUUUGAAACGGAAAUUAGACAGGGGCGGGUCAAGAGCUUUUUCAAUGGGGAGGGUUUGAUUAGCCUGGCUUGGCAUAAAUGAGAAGGGUUGGUUUAGCAUGGCAUAAAUGGGGAGGGUUGGGAUAGCCUGGAUUGGUACGAGGCUUCAUUUGUUUGUUGCAGACUUGACUUUUUUCUACUAAGCAAGAGGGGGGAGGGGGGGGAUCGGACAGCCAGAUUAAUUUCAUCCGUCUUGCUGUAUUGGUGUAGCGACGCCCUUCAUUCUCAACAAGGGAUGGUAUUAUUGUGUCGAUCAUUCUCGAAUUGGACAUUUUACGAGACGCACUUUUUAUAAUCUUCAAAAUUUAAAUUGACUUGUUUCUUAGCUUGAUUAGCAACUGUUCUUUGUGUCUCGCACAAAUAUACCUCGUCCCCAGGGUCGUUUAGGAAAAUCUGGGGCCUAAUGAGGCUCGUUAGUAAUUCUUUAUAGCAUGUUUUUCAAUUCACUCGUUAUAGUUGUCUCAAAUCUCGUCCGAUUUCAUUCAUGUUUUCGGAGGAUGAUAUUUAAUCAUCCGUAUUUGAUGUGCUUCUGUUUUAUUUUAUUUAUCAGUAACCAAUUUAAAGUUAUCAGUAACCAAUUUAAAGUUAUUUAACAUAUGAACAGACCAGUAUUUUAUUAACUUUCCAGUAUAUUUCCACAAAUAACCGAUGCUUUUGCUUUAAAUUUGCGGAAAAACAUGACUUAUACUUAGGCAUGAUGGGGAUCAUAGUGGCAAGUCUAAACUGAACAUGUAAUUUUUUUUGUCAGCAUACUCCAUUUUCUACCUUUGCUUCGGGCAACAUUGCAUUAUCCUUCAAUUUGUUUUAGAGUGAGCAGAUACACCUUUGUUGUCUUCAGCCAUGAAAGCUUACUGCUUGUGGAGAGGCAUUUCGAAAAGGAAUAACAGGACAGGGCGCUCUAUUGUUAUGCAGCAUACUUAUUUCAACAUUGCGUUACGAGUUUGCUACAUAACAAUACAGAAAUGUAUCUAUAUGCACAGCAUGAAUAAUUAGGGGGUUCCAUUGAGCAUGGUGGUUCCAUUAGCUUGAGAUAGAGAACGGGUUACAAAUGCUUUAUUCUCGAUAUUGUAUUUCGGGAUAGGGACAGAACUUGGUGAGUAACUGUAUUGUAGGUUCACUAAAACGAGGAAGCACGGAAUUGCUUGUUUGUCGAUUUUUAAGCGAAGACAUUGCAUUUUCAAGAGGAUUUGAAAUCUAAAUAAAAGUUGUACGAAUUCGCUCUUGGUCAUGUCUAAUCGAAAUAAUCUAUACCUCUGUCCUUUGCGUAUAUAUGAAGACAACCUAUAAGCUUUCAUUUGCUGAAAACGACGAAGGUGUAUUUGCUUUCUCUAAAACAAAUUGAAGGAUAACGCAAUGUUGCCCGAAAAGGUAGAAAAUGGGAGUAUGCGUACAAGAAAAAUUUACAUGGUCAGUUUAGACUUGCUACUAUGAUCCCCAUCAUGCCUAAGUAUAAGUUAUGUCUCCGCAAAUUUAAAGAAAAAUCGAGAAAAAGCAUCGGUUACUUUUGAAAAUAUAUUGGUAAAUUCAUAAACUACUGGUCUGUUCAUAUGUUUGAAAUCGGUUACCGAUAAAUAAAAUAUAACAGUAGCCAAUCAAAUACGGAUGAUUAAUUAUUAUCAUCCGAAAACAUGAAUGAAAUCGGACGAGAUUUGAGACUACUAGACGUCAAUUUUAUAAUGAGUAAAAUGAAAGAAAUGCUAUAAAGAAUUGCUAACGAGCCUCCCUAAGUUGCGCGCACUGUUUGAGACGGUAUGAGCGGCUACUGAAGACUGCAUGUUUCUAGCUGUGAUGUUUUUUUUACAACACAUUAGAUUUAUUUUUCUAGAGAUAUGUAAAUAGUUAUUUAAUAGCAACAAUUAGUUAUUGAAGUCAAAUAGAACUCAAGCAUAUUGACCUAUUUAAAUGUUUGGAUCAAUAUUUUCUGAACUUAAUGUAUUUUGUCUAAUAUUUUAAAGUAAAAACCACUGGCGUUG